GAAGUUGAGUGUCUGGCGGCCACAGAUGGUCGCUUCAUGGACAAACAACUCUUCACGUGCGCUCCUAAAAAGGGAUACUUCACCAAACUCUCCAGAGUGAAAUUAGAUGACCGGUUCGCCCACUUUUCCUCAUUUUCAACACUUUCAUCAGAAUUCAGUGAAUCUGAUGAAUCACUAGAUGAACUGAUCAAUGUUGCUGUUGAUUAUGUUGCAGGCAGAAACCUCGGCAUUCAAGGACACCACAAUUCAUGUUAUUUGGACGCCUCCCUCUUUGCCAUGUUCACAUUUAAUGACUGUUUCGAUUGCAUGUUGUAUAGAAGCAAAAAUGUUAAUGAUAUUAACUCUUAUGAUGAAAUACAGAGAACAUUGCGAGACGGCAUUGUUCAUCCACUGAGACUCAACCUCUACGUGAGGGCCGAUAAAGUGGUGCGGUUGAGGCAACUCAUUAGUGAUGUCAGUCGCAACUAUGGCUUCCUCAAUGAAGAAAAAGAUCCUGAGGAAUUCUUGCAUUGUCUGUUCAAAGAAACAUUAAAAUUGACUCCAUUGUUGCAAUUCAAGUCAGCUCAAUUCUUUUUGCUGGUUGACGAUCCGUCAAUGACAUCAUCUCAAAUGUCACCGACAUCCACUCCAACUUUGGCUCAGCUGUUAGAAGCCUCGAUGCAAAAAUUUAAUUUAAAAUUUACGAAGGUUUCAAAUGCCCCGUCUGAUGUUUAUGUAAGUCCCAGCAUGAAAAAUAUUAGUCCUCUAUCGUUAAAUUUGAUUCAGAGCAGUACCGACACCAUCUGCAAUACAUCUAAAGAUUAUACUCUCGAGUUAUUUGCCGUCGUAUGCAUAAAAACGAGUCAUUAUGUUUCCUUUACCAAAUGUGGCUACAAACAAGAUAGUCCUUGGUUGUUUUUCGACAGCAUGUCCGACAGGAUUGAUUCGGGUCACGGUUACAACAUUCCUGGGAUACAAAUUUGUGAGGAGGUAACAGAAUUUCUUAUGAAUGAAAGCUUCAGAAAUCGAUUAGAGAGUACCCCUGACGAAUCGCUAUCAGAAGAACUCAAAAGAUUUUUAUGCGAUGGUUAUAUAUGUUUCUACAGAUCGCAAAAACCGAUUUAG
Helobdella robusta is the source of this 1104-nucleotide messenger RNA. RefSeq lists its product as hypothetical. Gene Ontology annotation, molecular function: cysteine-type deubiquitinase activity; K63-linked deubiquitinase activity. The record is from RefSeq and is a predicted model, not a curated record. NCBI's taxonomy places the organism in Eukaryota, Metazoa, Annelida, Clitellata, Rhynchobdellida, Glossiphoniidae. The annotation marks the transcript as partial. Gene Ontology annotation, biological process: protein K63-linked deubiquitination. Gene Ontology annotation, cellular component: cytosol. The transcript has 7 exons.